Messenger RNA from Triplophysa dalaica, 2598 nucleotides. Its product is annotated as arginyl-tRNA--protein transferase 1. NCBI's taxonomy places the organism in Eukaryota, Metazoa, Chordata, Actinopteri, Cypriniformes, Nemacheilidae. Gene Ontology annotation, biological process: protein arginylation. Bases 51 to 1640 code for a protein of 529 amino acids. The record is from RefSeq and is a predicted model, not a curated record. The transcript is spliced from 13 exons. Gene Ontology annotation, molecular function: arginyl-tRNA--protein transferase activity. Gene Ontology annotation, cellular component: cytoplasm.
UUCGUUUUUUCGUCAGUGGCCGCAGCUGACAGACUCGAGUGAAUGUGGAAAUGGCAGCGGGGGGAUCGUACAGCAUAGUGGAGUAUUUCGGGGGAGAUGAUGGCUAUCGCUGUGGUUACUGUAAAAACGAGAAGGGUAAUUUCUCGCACGGCAUGUGGUCCCACUCAAUGACGGUUCAGGACUAUCAGGAUCUCAUUGACAGAGGAUGGAGAAGAAGUGGAAAAUAUGUUUACAAGCCGAUCAUGAAUAAAACCUGCUGCCCUCAGUACACCAUCAGAUGCCAUGCCUCGAACUUUCAUCCAACAAAAACUCAUAAAAAGACCUUGAAGAGAAUGAACAAGUUUCUCUCCAAUGGAGAGAUGCCCGUGGAACAGAAUGAUGGGAAAAAUGAAGGUGUUUUAGAAGAACUCAAAUGCCGUCUUAAGCCCCUCUCUUCUAUGCUUCAGAGGACAGUGGCUAUAGCUGCAGGAAAAACCCAGUCAUUUUUGGCAGGGGAGCCCAUGGACUCUGUGCAUGAAGAAGGGGUAAGAUCACCUCCUCAAGACCUUCUGAAAAAACACCAUACUGAUGUAGAGGAGAUCACCACCAGUCCUGACACAGACAGCAAAUCAACUUCUCCUUCAACACCCAGAGAAGAUGCAGCGCCCACCCCACCAGAGAAAACCUCACAUGUCACACCCAAACCAGGUAAAGGAGCCGAUCCCAACAGACCGAUGUGUAGAAAAGCUAAGGACAUCAGAAAAGAGCGUCGACUUCAGAAAGAUCAACAGAAGCAUCAGGAAGGAGAGUCUGCCUCAGUGACUCCUGUGCCACUGAAGUCCACAUCUAAGCAGCCCAAAUCAUUAGAGGACUUUAUUUCUGAGUCGUUACCCGCUGACCCUCUCCACCGGCUCGAGGUGAGGCUAGUGCGCUCCAACCCACCCAGUCCACAGUUCAAAGCUUCAUUCGAUGCAUCUUACCAAGUUUACAAACUCUACCAGAUAGCCAUUCACGAGGACCCGGCUGACAAACCCACCGAGGGCCAGUUUAAGAGGUUCCUGUGUGACUCGCCAUUAGAGGCCACAACAGCGCCUGAUGGUCCAGAUGUGGGUUAUGGUUCUUUCCAUCAGCAGUACUGGUUGGAUGGUAGAAUAGUAGCCGUGGGGGUGUUGGACAUCCUUCCCUCCUGCGUGUCGUCCGUGUACCUCUACUAUCAUCCUGACUUCUCCUCGCUCUCAUUGGGCACUUACUCUGCUCUCAGUGAGAUUGCCUUCACCAAGCAGUUACAGAAGCAGUCACCCAAACUCGCCUACUAUUAUCUGGGUUUCUAUGUUCAUUCCUGCCCCAAGAUGCGCUAUAAGGGUCAGUACAGGCCUUCAGACCUUCUGUGUCCUGAGACGUAUGUUUGGGUGUCCAUCGAGCGAUGCCUCCCUCACCUCGACACCUCUGCCUACUCACGACUCAACGAAGACGCCAAAGCUGGUGAUGCUCAGGCUUUGAAGGAUGUGGGCAAAGCUCUUGUUCUUCACAGAAGGACGGUGAUGCCGUACGCCGCCUACGCCCGCAAGCGGAAGGGUUCCAAUGAGGAGAAGGAUGUAGAGCAGUACGCCGGUCUGGUGGGCCAGACGUGUGCAGAGAGAAUCCUGCUUUACAGAUCCUAGAGAACCAUAAAAGCGUCUUUCUGGGCUGGUUUCUCUCUCUCAGUGUUUCUCUUCUCAUCGGUGUGUCUUUUUUGUACUGAUGUGCAUUCAUGCAUUUAUUCUGUCUUUCAGAAUCGACUGUUUGAGUGGAAUUUUAAUAUAUCUGCCCAACGCUUUGUAAUCCCACUUGCUGGCAUGCAUCACAAAUAAAAACGGGCACAUGUUUAAUAUCACAGUGUAUCCCAAAUAUAAGCCGUUCACAAUUCACUAAUGUAAAUGAUCUCUAUACAGUAACACAAAUCAAUGUGUGUGAGGGCAAAUUCUACCCUGCCAAACAUAAAAGACAUUGAAUUAAACAUGCAUUUUAUUUCGGCGUAGUCACACAGUCUGUUCGGGUGUUACAGGGAUAGAUCUUUCAUCAUUUAUUCACUCAUACUCAUGUCACUCCAAACCUGUACGACUUUCUUUCUUCUACUGAACACAACAGAAGAUAUUUCGAAGAACGGUAACCAAACAACAUCAAACCCUAUUGACCUGCACUGAAAACCACGGAGACAUUUCUCAAAAUAUCUUCUCUUGUGUUCUGCAGGAGAAAGUGUAACAUAGAGGUUUUAAGUGAAUGAUGGUUUUGGGGUGAACUAUUCUUUUAAAUGUUGUGUAGUUGUAAACCAAGGUUGCCCUAUGAACCACACGGAUAUGUUAAGCCACGACAGAUAGAUCGCUGCUCUUCUUAAGAGUUCUGUAUUACCAAUGUUUGAUGACAUGCUUUUGCAUUAUUGACCCGAAGUAUUGAAAUAAAUUUCUAAAGCAGUUGCUGUGCCAUGACACGGGUUGAUAUGUUGAGAUAGGCGUCGAAUCGUAUAUGAACACAUUUGUCUUUUCUCACUUUGUCUUUGUCUGGUUGAAAUGAUAGGUUAAGUGCAUUUAUUUUAAUAUUAUUGUUUUAUUUCAAACUAAAUAAAAAACAAACAAAAACACA